Betta splendens (Siamese fighting fish) is the source of this 4530-nucleotide messenger RNA. It is a transcript of the gene slc1a4, whose product is annotated as solute carrier family 1 member 4. Gene Ontology annotation, biological process: L-glutamate transmembrane transport; L-serine transport. Gene Ontology annotation, cellular component: plasma membrane. Gene Ontology annotation, molecular function: L-threonine transmembrane transporter activity; L-alanine transmembrane transporter activity; symporter activity. The transcript has 8 exons. The coding region runs from base 144 to 1733 and encodes 529 amino acids. The record is from RefSeq and is a predicted model, not a curated record. Lineage: Eukaryota; Metazoa; Chordata; Actinopteri; Anabantiformes; Osphronemidae.
CCUUCCCCAGCUCGCAGCCCUCGCGCCAGAUUACCGCCUUCGCGCAGCGGCAGAGCGAGUGCGCCAAACGUGUGUGGAUCUGACCCACGCUGCCUGCGACCGGACUCAGCCUCCCGCUUUUCUCUGAGUGAGACACCACGAAGAUGGACAAAAAGAGCGAGAUCAACGGCCACGCCGUGGCCAGCUCGGCCUCCACCGACCGGAUCCUGGAGAAAAGCGCGCAGAGAAGCUUCAGGGAGAGGCUAGCGGAGUUUCUGAGAAAGAACCUGCUGGUGAUCAUGACGGUGUCUGGUGUGCUCGUGGGCGUCGGACUCGGCAUGAUGGUCCGCAACAUGAAUCUGACCAAAGCCCAAAUGACCUACUUCGCCUUCCCUGGAGAGAUGCUCCUUCGGAUGCUGAAGAUGAUCAUCCUGCCUCUGGUGGUGUGCAGCCUGAUAUCCGGCGCCGCCAGCCUGGACACCCGCUCCCUGGGCAAGCUGGGGGGCAUCGCGGUCGGGUACUUUCUGGUGACCACGCUGAUCGCCUCGGCGAUCGGAGUGGCCCUGGCUUUCAUCAUUAAGCCCGGCGUGGGCGCAGGAGCGCUGAACACCAACAACCUGGGUCUGGAGAGCGUCAGCAGCAAUAAGGAGACAGCGGACUCGUUUCUGGACCUGGUCAGGAAUUUAUUUCCAGCGAACUUGGUGGCUGCUGCUUUCCGCUCUUAUGCUACUGACUACAAAAUGGUUGCUGUGGGAAACGACACCAAUGGGACCGUUCUCUAUCAGAAGGUCCCUAUUGGUACAGAAACAGAGGGCAUGAACAUCCUGGGUUUGGUCUUAUUUGCCAUGGUGUUUGGUGUGGCGCUGAAGAAACUGGGACAAGAAGGGGAGGAACUGAUUCGGUUCUUCAAUGCGUUCAAUGAGGCCACCAUGGUGUUGGUUUCGUGGAUCAUGUGGUACAUCCCUUUCGGUAUCAUGUUUCUGGUUGGGAGUAAGAUUGUGGAGAUGGAAGAUGUGGUUCUUCUGGUCACUAGUCUGGGGAAGUACAUCUUUGCUUCCAUACUGGGACACAUCAUUCAUGGAGGCAUCAUUCUGCCUCUCAUCUACUUUGGCUUCACCCGCAAGAACCCCUAUAGUUUCCUGUCUGGCCUCAUCACACCCUUCACCACCGCCUUUGCCACCUGCUCCAGUUCAGCAACACUUCCAUCUAUGAUAAAGUGUGUUGAAGAGAACAACGGAGUGGAUAAACGUAUCAGCCGUUUCAUCCUUCCCAUCGGGGCCACGGUUAACAUGGAUGGUGCGGCCAUCUUCCAGUGCAUUGCGGCCGUUUUCAUCGCACAACUCAACAACGCUGAGCUGAACGCAGGACAGAUCUUCACCAUUCUAGUAACAGCCACAGCGUCCAGUGUCGGUGCAGCAGGCAUCCCAGCCGGCGGGAUCAUCACCAUUGCCAUCAUCCUAGAGGCCAUCGGCCUACCGACCAACGACCUGUCCCUCAUGCUGGCUGUGGACUGGAUUGUGGAUCGGACCACAACUGUGGUAAAUGUGGAAGGUGACGCUCUGGGCGCUGGAAUCCUUCAUCACAUCAACCAACUAGAAAUGAAGAAACAGCAGGAGCAGCAGGGGGAGGAGCUGGCAGAUGUCCGCGUGGAAGCGGUGGCUAAUGUCCAGGCAGAAGAGGAAACCUCGCCACUCGUCAUGCACCAAAACAGAGCGUUAGCCGCUACGCCAGAAGCUAUCGAGUCUGUCCUGUGAGCCUUUUUUUUGCCCUCUGCCCCUUCAACCCUUUAACACUUUUGACAUUACUAUGGUUGGGACGCCGUCCUGCCUCAGCAAAAAAAAAAAAAAAAAAAACAAGGUCACAGACAAUUUUACUUGUGAGGAAACAAACUGGGGUAAAGUGCCAUAGGAAGAGUGUGUUAAGAGACAGUCCUGCCAUGCUGCCAUUGCUCUUCAGAACAUUUCAGUGCGGGAGUUUCCAUCCAUGUAUUUAAAAGCAGAUUAGGUUAUGAUUUUGAUGAAAUAAUAAUAAAAAAAAAACUCAUCAAACUAUGAUCGACACACACUGUGAAAAAUAUCCCUAAACUACUUUCAUACAUUUCUUACCUUGGUUGAGCUCAUGUACUGUGUACUAUGAGAGACCGUAGGAAGUUUUUACAUUUGAAUAUAAUUGUGUUUCUUUGUCUUUAAAGACAGAAGAUUAUAUUAACAUUAAAUAGAACGCAAACAACUUGACAAUAUGACUAGUGCACAUUCAUCACUACUGUACAUCUUUAUUGUGCCAACAGUCUUACACCCAAACGUUAGCUGGUUGAAAAGUACAUAUUGGAUUCUAGUUUAUUUGCUUUGCCUUUUUAGAUAGCUGAAAGACGUUGUCCUACAAGUUAAAAGUUGAAAGUCAACUUUUGAAGUUUUCAAGGUUUAAUAGUUGCUUGUCAGAAUCUGGGGAGCUAAAUAUUACCCAUGGCUGUUUGCUGACCUUGAGCAGCCAAUUUCAAACAUGAACCUUCACAUGACAAGUUUAGCGUUUAGCCUAUUUUUUUUGGAGAAGCCUCCCACAUUCUGUUUAUCUAGUGACACACUGGGCCAGUAAGUUUAAGUGUUUUGGAAUAGAAUACACGCAUUAACUGUUACCUCACGUAAAACCCAAUGACAUCUGAGAAUGCGCUAGCUUUGGUUUGGCUACUAAGACCAGGUUUUAAAAAUCUCCACUGCCAUAGGAAAAAUAAAAAAACAGGAUUAGUCACACUUUCUGUCAUUUUAAAUGAAAAUCAUUUUCAAAACUUAUUUUUAUUAGAUUCUGAGCUAUAUGUGUGAAAAUAUGGAAGUAGCUCGUAGCCAGUUUGGAUUUCUGUAAGCUAGUUUACCAGCUAAAGCUAAUGACAACUACAAUUUUACUAGUCUUAGCUAGCAACUAACUUAGCUAAUGUUCACAUCAGGUGUUUACUCACAGCUACUAAACCUGAUAGCUAGCAGUUGUAACAGAAUAAAUAGUAAAAAAUUAAAAUAAUAACAAAAUAACAACCAGACGCUGAACAUAAUGUAAUUCACUACCUGUUAUUUGAUGGCGUCUUGAUGAACUUAUGCGAUACUGUGGGUGAGACGUAGUCACUGGACUUAACAAUACAGUCAACUGAACAUAAUUUCUUUCGUACUGUAAAUUUAAUUGUCCUAAAUCAUGAAAACACUCCGCUCUCCCAUUUAUUGAAGAUCACACACAAGGUUUAUGAUUGUCACUAAGGUCUGCCAUGUGAUUUUACUUGAGAAAUCACAACAAAUCCAUAAAGAAUUUGAUCUAAAUCAAAUCAGUUUAUCCUAUGUUUACACAAAUACUGGACCAAACUGCAUGAUGAACUCACAUCAUGUUUUAUUAUGUGAAUGCAUGUUUUAUUUUAUUUUUAGUGUCAGUGUUGGAGGUUUAUAUAAUGUUAAACUUAGUGGAAGUUAAUAUGAUGUUUAUUUAAAUCUGUAUUUUAAUUGUCUUACAGACCCGAUGUCAUGGUUCAGUGUGUAUUAAGCUAUAUCACAGAUGGGUGAACUUACGUCUAAAAUUGACAGUUAAAUACAUGUUUAGAAAAAAAACAUUAUCUCUGAUUACAUGGAUCACUACGAGCUUUCAUAACUUUUAUUUGGUUGGCAGAAUGAUUUUUUUGCUGUUGGCAGAUAAUUUUAUAACUGGUUUAAGACCUUGCUAUAAUCAUGAUGUAUUUUUAAAAUGGCCUAUGAUGAUAUGCUAUAACGAUCAUGUUAUCAAGCAACCUGUGCCAAAUGUCUAAUGAUUUUGCAAGUGUCUCUCUCUUUAGUAUACAGGACUUGACUGGUGAUUUGGAUGGACCUGUGCUGUCCUCUAGUGGUGACACAUGAUUGUUCGGCCAUAAAGCCGCCUUCGUGAUUUCCUACAGCGUUUGUGUCUGGCAUUGUUGAAUGGAAAUAUUUCCUAUUUAUUUGAAAUUAUUUAAAAUUCGGUGGAUCAUCUGGUGAUGAGCUUUCUCCAUUACUCAGUCUUGUAAUGUCAAACUGUAUUUUAAAGUGAAGACCAUUCAGAGGUGAAUGAUCACCUUCUGUCCGAGAUGCUCAUGAGGAUGUGCUGCUGCUGCUUCAGUCAUGGAUCAUGGUGUGUCUGUUGAACUGUCUGCCAUAUGUCUGAACAUUUCCCAAUGUGUGCUCCUACACAUUUCUAUACUAAAAUCUGCUCUAUAGCCUAAAGUUGAGUAAGAUUAUGCUUUGUUAUGGUACAAUCACAAGUAAUGACAUGGAUCAUGGUACAUACACUAUAUAUAUUGAUAUUAAUUUAUUUUAAUUGAACUUUUUGUAUUUUCUCCUUUUAACAUUCUAUGCGACUUUCAAGUAUUGCUAUGAUUCUUGACUUUUUAAUGAAUUCCUUGCCAUAAUAACCUGUUGUUAGAAACAAACUUUAUUUUUGGUUGUGUUUGUGCGUGCAUUUUGUUUUUUUAGACAUAGCUGUGAUCUUGCCUGUCAUGUCACUCUAGAGCUCUCUCUUUGCUGUUGCUCCUUCUGUCUGUUAACAAUAAAGGUGAUCUGAACAUUUGAA